This is a messenger RNA of Drosophila pseudoobscura, 3759 nucleotides long. Its product is annotated as dipeptidyl aminopeptidase-like protein 6. The coding region runs from base 444 to 3383 and encodes 979 amino acids. Gene Ontology annotation, molecular function: serine-type peptidase activity. Gene Ontology annotation, cellular component: plasma membrane. Gene Ontology annotation, biological process: proteolysis. The transcript is spliced from 10 exons. Lineage: Eukaryota; Metazoa; Arthropoda; Insecta; Diptera; Drosophilidae. The record is from RefSeq and is a predicted model, not a curated record.
CCUCAGUCAGUCGCUGGCAACAUUUUGGCGCGUGUUGACAUGCGAAGAGUUUCUGUCGGUGAAAUACCGCGCGACGCUAACGGGCGACGACGUUAACGCUUUUUUGACCGUUAAAACGCUUUAAGUUCUCGCGCGCUUGCUUCCUUCUUCUUCUUCGUAUUUUCCUUCAAAUCAAAUCCGUCAAAUUCUAAAAAGCAACACGACAAAAGCUGCAGCAAAUCCUCAUCUAGUUCUUCCUUCGCUUUUUUUUUUGAGUGUGUUUUUCCGUGAACAAAAAUAAAAAAUUUUUGCAUCCAUCAGCAUCGAUGACUGAGCACCAAAGUGAACAAAUACAAUAAUAAUCGUAAUAUUACAAUAAAAAAAAUAAUCCUGCAACUGAAACAACAAGCGACAGCACAUCCUUUUAAUCGCAAUCGUAAUCGUAAUCCAUAAGCGCGUUCAACAUGUCGGUCGAUCUGAGUGGUCAACAGGAGCCGACGAUAUCCGUGAUAACAACAGCUCCCGUCGCCCAAAAUGGUGGCGAAAUGGAUGCCCUGCUGCUUGGCAGGAUUGGGGAACUGGUGGCAAUUUCACCCGAGCGUCGAAACUGGCGUGGAAUUUUCAUAGCCCUCCUGGUAAUCGCCGCCGUCUUUAGCCUGAUCAUAUUCUCCAUUUUCUUGCUGUCGCCGGAGGAUGAGGGCCUACGGAUCCGCGGCCGUCGCAUGCUACCCAGCGAUAUACUCGGCAAGAGCCUCCAGUGGAAGCCGUUCAACGGCACUUGGAGUAAUGAACAUGAGCUCAUUUAUCGUGAUCCAACGGGCGGGCUGUCCAUACUAAACAUGGCAGAUCUCACCACGCGCAUUCUAAUGACCAAUUCAACAUUUCGGCAAUUGAAUGCAGAAUCGUUUCUUGUGGCACCAGACCAGAAAUACGUGCUCCUGCAAUCGGAUAGCAAUGCAGAGGGAUCCAGACACCACGUGUAUGAGGUGCAAACGGCCAACACAUUUCCCUUGGGACCAACGGAGAACAUUGCCGAGGCGCCGCGCCUCCAGCACGUGGUGUGGGCACCCAUCAAUCCGCCGCCACCGCCACCUCCACCAUCGUCUGCAGCAGCAGCCACAACAAGCACCAUGGCGCCGCUGCCCAGUGGCAGCAUCAUUCUGAAUAGCCUGGCCGGUGCGGCGGCUGGCGGCAAGACAACAACGCCAACACCGGGCUCAGGCAAUGGCAAUGGGGGCAACGGACCCUAUACGCUCAAUCAGGCCAUUGCCUUUGUGCACCACAACGACAUCUACUACAAGCCAAAGGUGCAGGGCGAACUCGUCUGCCGCAUCACCCAGACAGGGAUGGGCGGCGUCUUCUUCAACGGUGUGCCCGACUGGACGUACGAGAAUGUCCCCGAGCUAGAUAGCCGCCGGAGCGGCAUGGCCUUCUCACCAGAUGGCCUCUUCCUGGCAUUUCUCAGCUACAACGACAGCGAUGUCAAUGAGUACAAAUACACUUGGAUGGGCGAUGACAUCAAAUAUCCGGCAGUGUUGAGCCAACGCUACCCAAAGACGGGAGCCAGAAACCCCAAUGUCACCGUGAAUGUGGUGAAUCUUUCGGUGAUCAAAUACAUCAUUCCUUCGCAAGUCAAACUCCCAGCGGAUCUGGUGAACGGCAGCUAUGUGGGCGGCUUGACAUGGGCCUCGCCCAUCGACCUCUCGGUGACGGUGACGAAUCGCGACCAGACGAAGGCCACCACUGUGAUCUGUAGGGCGCCGAACUUCCACUGUCAGGUGGUGCACACGGAGGUGACCAUCAACGAUGGCUGGGUGCUGCCCUCCGAGCGGCCCAUCUUCUCCGCGAGAAUCGCUGCACAGAUGCGCCAGGGCCAUCGACAGUACCAGAUGCAGAUGCAGAUGCAGCUACAGGAGACGGCAACGACGUCGGCGAUGGGCAACGAUACGGUGGCGAAUAAUGUGAGCAAUGGCCAAACGACCUACGAAAUCACCAAUGGUGGAUACCUCCUGAAGCGACUGCCAGUGCGUGAUGGAGAGCAUGGACACUACCGUCAUGUGGUGUUUAUCUCAUCGCUGGACCGCCGUCCUGUGCCCCUGACGAUGGGUCGCUUCGAGGUCACAGAAAUUGUCGGCUGGGACGAACAGCACGAGAUCGUCUACUUUAUGGCGGCCCCCGAGAAGCGGCCUGGCGAGCGGCAUCUCUACAAGAUCAGCCUCAAGCUAAACGUCACUGAAUCCAAUCGCACGUACAUCACCUCCACGCAGCCCACGUGCCUGACGUGCGACAACACGGAGGCCACCUAUCGCCUGCACAGGGCCAACCCGUCGAAGAUGCCGACGCGCGGCGACAGCUGGGAGGACAUUGUGGCACGCCUCGAGCCGGAUGAUUGCAUCUACGAUAUACCCAAGAACUGCCUCUACAAUCGGGUGCAGUUCAGCGGCGACUAUAGCUACUACGUGCAGGAGUGCCUUGGCCCAGAGGCGCCCAGUGUCUACCUGGUGGAGACCGCCAGCAACGACAAGAUCUUUGUCCUCAAUGCUGGGGAUGUCCUGAGACAUCGCCUCUCCCAGCUGGCCGUACCACAGAUGCGCACGUUCAGCGUGGAGAUUCGUCACGGGUUCCAUGCCCAGGUGCGACUCUUUCUGCCGCCAGGCAUGCGCGAGGAGGAGGAGGUUGCCUUUCCCUUGGUGCUGCAUGUGGAUGCCUCGCCGGGGUCUCAGUUGGUCACCGAACGGUUCCAUAUCGACUGGAACUGGUAUUUGUCCAGCCAGCGGAGCUUCAUCGUGGCCCAGAUCGAUGGACGGGGCAGUGGCUUCCAGGGUGAGCUGUUGCGCACUCAGGUCCAUGGAAAACUAGGGACCGUCGAGGUGGAAGAUCAGCUGGGUGUCCUCACAUAUUUGCGUGACAACUUAAAGUUCAUCGAUCCAUUGAGAAUCUGCGCCUUUGGGUGGGGCUACGGCGGCUAUGCAACGGCCAUGAUGCUCAUCGAUGACUCCCAGCAGGUGCUCCAGUGUGCGGUGUCCAUCAAUCCCAUAGUCAACUUUGGAUUCCACUAUUCCUUCUUCACUGAGCGAUAUAUACCCUUGAAGGGCGACUAUCUGCGGGCAUUGCAGGAGGCGGAUCUCACGAUGAAGGCGGGCAACAUUAAGGGGCGCAACCUGAUGCUGAUGCACGGAACGGCCGAUACGUUGGUGCAUCAGGAGCAUACGCUGAUUCUGGUGCGGGCACUGGUCGAUCAGCAGGUGAAGUUCCGGCAUCAGGUGUAUCCCGAUGAGGAUCAUGCGAUCGGCAGAUCGCUGAGCCAUGUGUACAAGACCAUGGAGUGGUAUUUCGAUGAGUGCUUCGGCCCCGUCGACGACAACGAGUGGGACCCAACGGGUCUGUUUGUGUUCAAGCAAUAAUUAAGACCCCCCUACGAUCCUUACGACGAGGAUCCGCUGGCCAAUCAGCUAAGCGACAUCGACAUUGAUCCCGAUCCCGGCGAUCGGCAGCACGGCAGCAAUCUCAGCACUCUCAUCACGGCCACCACCACCAGUGCGUCGCUCUCCGCUCUGGACGAGCUGGACAACAGCCUCCAGGUGCUCGACCUCAUGACCUCCUCGAGCACCUCCACCACCCUUAGCAAGGUCUCUGGCAAGCUGUGCAACUACAGCAGCAAGCGCCGGCUGGAGCAAUCGGAGACGGCCCUGGCCGAAAAGACACGCAUCCUGCAGCACUAGAAGUGCAGCCACAAUGCCACAAAGUUGACUCUCAAAAUGCAUUUCCACUGUGCUAGUA